AUUCAUAUUUUUCUCAUUUCUUUUCUCUAGGGCUGAGAUGGAUGUACUAGAGUCUAGCUUAAAGUUUGGGCUGAUGCUUGAAGCUUAUCUAAGAGGGAGUGUGAAUCACAUACCAGAACUGAGACAGCAGAUGGACGGGAUCGGGAAAAUGAGAAGCAUAUCAGAACUGCUUCACUCGAAAGGACUGAAAGACAGGGAUAAGAAGGAAAAGGCUAGGGAUACGAUGCAGCAAGUGUUGGCACAACAAAGCUACAAACAAGUCCUCAAUAACUGUGUAUCCACACUGGAUCCUAAACUCACCUUAGGAGGAUUAAAGGAUCGUGAGUGUCGUUUCUAUGACUCCAAGAUGAGGCCACUACUCAUGGUCUAUGAGAAUCCAGACCCCUCUGCUUUCCCUGGGGACAUCAGAGUCAUAUUCAAAAAUGGAGAUGAUCUUCGUCAAGACAUGUUAACGUUACAGAUUAUUGGUAUAAUGGACAACAUAUGGCAACAAGAGGGAGUUGAUCUCAGGUUAUUACCUUAUGGUUGUAUAUCAACUGGGGCACGUGUUGGUUUCAUACAGUGUGUCACACAGGCUGAGACUAUUGCUAAUAUACAGAAGAUGCUCAAAUCAACAAGGAGCAUGUUAACACUCUGGGACAGCACCUUAUUGCACCAGUGGCUGAAGGAUAAGAGCCCAACUGAGCAACAUCUAAAGACAGCAGCUGAAGCUUUCUGUGUAUCCUGUGCUGGUUAUUGUGUGGCUACAUACGUAUUGGGUAUUGGUGACAGACACUCUGACAAUAUAAUGAUCAAGGAGAGCGGGCAACUCUUCCAUGUUGACUUUGGACACUUUUUAGGAAACUUUAAGGUUAAGUUUGGAAUGAGACGAGAGCGUGUCCCGUUUGUCCUCGCCAGUGACUUUGAGCACAUCAUUGACAAAUACUUUGGAUUCAACCAUUUUGCUAAUCUCUGUGAAGAAGCCUAUCUCAUAUUAAGAAGACGGGCCCCAUUACUCAUCAACCUGAUGGCCAUGAUGAUCCAGACUGGUAUACCCGAGCUACGCUCCAUGAAUGACCUCAACUACGUGAGAGAGGCUUUAGUUCUCGGUGAGAGUGAAGCUGUUGCUAAAGAACAUUUCCGUGGGAAGUUACAAGAAGCAAGACGAAAUGCCUGGUCAACCAGUUUGAACUGGUAUGUACACGGACUUUCGAAAGACAACAGGCAAUAGAAGAGUCCUACCAUGUGGUGCACUCUUAGGUUGGGAAUAAAUAACUCGAUUAUAAUUUCUGCAUUAUCAUGUUUUAAAACUGUAAUAAUAAUUAUUACUAUUAAAUGAAUGAUCAUACAUAUUAUUAAAAUAUUUUGUUUGUUUUGUGUACAUUAAGUUUAUAUAAAUCUGAAGCAAUUAAGUGU
Messenger RNA from Amphimedon queenslandica, 1395 nucleotides. RefSeq names its product phosphatidylinositol 4,5-bisphosphate 3-kinase catalytic subunit delta isoform-like. The record is from RefSeq and is a predicted model, not a curated record. Gene Ontology annotation, cellular component: cytoplasm; plasma membrane; phosphatidylinositol 3-kinase complex. Lineage: Eukaryota; Metazoa; Porifera; Demospongiae; Haplosclerida; Niphatidae. The coding region runs from base 38 to 1210 and encodes 390 amino acids. Gene Ontology annotation, biological process: phosphatidylinositol-mediated signaling; phosphatidylinositol-3-phosphate biosynthetic process; phosphatidylinositol 3-kinase/protein kinase B signal transduction. Gene Ontology annotation, molecular function: 1-phosphatidylinositol-4-phosphate 3-kinase activity; 1-phosphatidylinositol-3-kinase activity. The transcript has 9 exons.